AUGAUGAACACUUCUGAGAAGAGUGGUGGUCCAGCUCGUGAAGAAUCUUCCUUCUAUCCGUUUCGGUCGAUGGCAAGAGACUGUAGGAUUAAGGAAAUCCCAAGCUCUGGUGACAAAUUAUCAUGGGCUGGUGUCAGAGAGGUGAUCACAAAUGGUGUGAAAGAAAACGUAUGGGUCCAGUGCAGACUGGACAGAGCUUUCGGGAACUCAGAGUGGUUCAGAAUGUUCCCUCGUUCACACACGACGUACUUGGAGCGGCUUGGUUCUGAUCAUAGGCCUAUACUAACGAACAUCAGAGGUACCGUUUCCAAGCGUGUGGGACGCUUCUUAUAUGACAAGAGAUGGAGCAAUAAACCUGAAGUAGUGGAGAUCAUACGCAAAGGAUGGAACUCCCAUACGAUGACUAGAGGGGCCUCAGUUUCAGAACGUAUUGAAACUUGCAGGAAGUUAUUAUCAAAGUGGAAGCGCUCUGAAGUGAGCAACUCUAAGAAGAUGAUUGUGAAGCUUCGAGUAGAGUUAGAGCAGGAGGAGAUGAAGCUGGUACCUUCCAUGUCAAGAAUAGUGUACUUGAAGCUGGAAUUAGGAAAGCUUUUUCAAGAAGAAGAAGAGUACUGGAAGCUCAGAAGCAAGAAUAACUGGUUACAGUCAGGAGAUAAAAACACAAAAGUGUUUCAUGGUUGGGCUAAAACCAGAAAGAUGAAGAAUAACAUCUCAAGCCUCACCGAUGCUGAUGGGAUAGAGCACACAUCUGAGGAAGCAAAAGGAGACAUAGCAAUCAAAUACUUUACGGAGCUUUUCAAGUCUUCUAAUCCAACAGAUGCUACUGAUCUCCUCCGAGACUUUGAGCCGAGGGUUACCCCCAGGAUGAAUGAAAGCUUAGUCAAACCGGUUACAGACGCAGAGAUAAAGAAAGCGGUCAAAGCCAUAAAGAGUGACAGCUCACCUGGAGCUGAUGGGAUAUCUGGACAUUUCUUUGAACAGUUUUGGGAGAUUACUGGUCCGCAGGUGGUAGCAGAAGUCAAGAGUUUCUUCAUUGAAGGAGCGAUCCCUCAAGACUGGAACUUCACUCAGCUAUGUCUACUCCCAAAGAAGCCAAAUCUUACUUUCAUGACGGACUUGAGACCAAUAAGUCUUUGUGCAGUAUCUUAUAAGAUUGUGUCCAACAUCUUAUGUGCACGACUGAAGGGUAUACUUCCCUCUCUAGUAUCACCGACUCAGGGUGCUUUUGUGGCGGGUAGAUUGAUCUCUGAUAACCUACUGAUAGCACAUGAGAUGGUGCAUGGUUUAAAGACCAACCCGAACUGCAAAGGGGACUUCAUUGCAAUCAAAACUGAUAUGUCCAAGGCCUACGAUCGAGUAGAAUGGGGUUUCCUAGAGGUUUUGCUUCAGAGAAUGGGUUUCGACAGCAAAUGGAUCCAGUGGAUCAUGAUGUGCAUCAGUUCUGUUACUUAUACUGUACUCAUCAAUGGACAACCUUAUGGAAAGAUCACUCCGGAACGUGGUAUCAGGCAAGGAGACCCUCUUUCACCGUUCUUAUUCAUAUUGUGUGCAGAAGCAUUAGUCCACGUUAUGAAUCGAGCUGAGAUUGAAGGUAACAUUACUGGGAUGCGUUUGACAAAGAAUUGUCCUCCUAUCCAACAUCUGCUCUUUGUCGACGACAGUUUGUUUCUAUGCACAGCAACGUUAAAAGAAUGUACAAGCUUCCUGCACUGCCUGAAGUUAUAUGGUAACGCAUCGGGUCAAGAGAUCAAUUUUCAGAAAUCAUCUAUCACUUUUGGCGCUGACAUUGAUCCAGUAAUGAAACGCCUUCUAGCGGAGUUGUUAGAGAUUGAUAAAGAGAGUGGAGCUGGUACUUACCUUGGACUUCCGGAAUGCUUUAGUGGCUCAAAGCAAAAGCUGUUAGCCUUUAUAGGUGAGAAACUAGGUAAAAGAUUGAGUGGAUGGUAUUCCAAAACCCUUUCACUUGGUGGGAAGGAGGUGUUACUCAAGUCUAUUGCCAUGGCUCUGCCUGUUUAUGCUAUGUCCUGUUUCAGACUGACGAAGCAUCAUUGUCAGAAAAUUAUGAGCGCAAUGUCAGCUUUUUGGUGGAAUGCGUGUAGUGAUAAGCAGAAGAUACAUUGGGUCUCUUGGCCAAAACUUUGCCUUCCAAAGGAACUUGGUGGUUUAGGCUUUCGUGACAUAGAGGAUUUCAAUCAAGCCCUACUGGCUAAACAGGCUUGGAAGUUGCUAAACGAGCCACAAAGUCUUCUUGCGCAAGUGUUUAAAGGGAGAUACUAUGCUAACAAAGACUUUCUAGACUGUGGGCAAGGUUACAGACCUUCUUAUGCUUGGCGAAGCAUUCUGUUUGGUCGAGAACUACUACAAAAGGGGCUCAUCAAAUCGAUUGGGAAUGGACGUGAUACAUAUGUUUGGGGAGAGAAAUGGAUCUUAGAUGAGGUACCUCGGAGACCUAUAAACCGUCAACUCCUCUUUGACGUAAUGCUCAAGGUGUCGGCAUUAACAGAUGGCUCAGGUGGUUGGGAUAAUGACAAACUGGCGGAGUUAUUUCCUCCCAAUGAGAUCCAUCGAAUACAGCAAAUGAGGCCAGGUGAUACGGAGGACUGCUAUAUAUGGGCUUUUUCACGUCAUGGAGCGUAUACAGUGAAAACCGGAUAUGAAAUGUUGGUGCGAGCGAAAGCAGCAGUCUCUGGAGAGAUCACGCAACAGGAGCAGACUCGAAAUGGCUUGAAGAAACGGAUAUGGAAGAUGGCAACAUUACCUAAGAUCCGAAUGUUCUUAUGGAGAGCAGUUUCAGGAGCACUUGCGGUUGCUGAACGUCUUAGCUGCAGAGGUUUGGAUGUGAAUCUUACCUGCAAACUGUGUAAUGGAGGAACAGAAUCGAUCAAUCACGUCAUGUUUCAAUGUCUGGCAGCUGCUUCUAUAUGGUCCGCCUCAGGAAGUCCUCUUCAUGCUAACACUCUGCACCGAUCCCUUGAGGAAAACAUGACUUACAUAUUCGAUAUGAUGGAGGACAAGAGCCGACCUCAAGCAAUAUCACGAACCAUACCGUGGGUCCUAUGGCUAAUAUGGAAGAGCAGAAACUCUAUUUUAUAUGCUGAUACACAAGUCUCCAAAGAUAAAGCCUUAAAAGACAUGAAGGAGGAAGUAGAUCAAUGGUUUGUUCUUAACCUUCCUAAAAUACAGAACACGGGACAGAGGAAUAAUGGAGAGAAAUGGCUUCCACCAGAGGAGGGGGCUAUAAAGUGUAAUAUACACGCAAACUGGCGCAAUGCAGCUCUACACAGCGGAGUAGCGUGGAUAGCAAGAGAUGAGUCGGGGAAUGUGCUACACCAUGCACGAGAUGCACUCAUCAACACACCAAAUCGCCUAAUUGCAGAGUUAAGGUGUGUGAGUUGGGCUCUUAACAGUCUAUCGGAUCUUGGAGUGACAAAGGUGGUCAUUGCGUCAGACUACAAGGAGGUCAUGGAAGCCUUAAAAUCUCCUCGACAAUGGCCAAGAUACAGGGACUUAAUACAGCAAGUGUUAAAGAUCCAAGAUAAGUUUGAGAUGGUGUCUUUUGAAUCUGAAGGAGUCACUGCAAAUGGGAUAGCAAGAGACAUAGCGAGAAGUGUUUUACGAGAUGGAAGAUUCCAGUCUUAUUUAGCUUUGGGUGGUCCAUCUUGGUUGCAUGACAGGCUCACGAGAGAAAGGAAUGGAAGCGGCAUUUGA
Messenger RNA from Raphanus sativus (radish), 3708 nucleotides. RefSeq lists its product as uncharacterized. Gene Ontology annotation, molecular function: RNA-DNA hybrid ribonuclease activity; nucleic acid binding. Lineage: Eukaryota; Viridiplantae; Streptophyta; Magnoliopsida; Brassicales; Brassicaceae. The coding region runs from base 1 to 3708 and encodes 1235 amino acids. The transcript has a single exon. The record is from RefSeq and is a predicted model, not a curated record.